AUGAGAAAGCAAAAAGGAGAAAGAAAUGUAGCAAGUACAUCAGCCUGGAAUGACUCUCAAGUUUACUCCUCUAGGGGGAAACCCACACCUCUAGCAAAUUGUUCUGGAGAAAUAUUUGUGCAUAAGCAAAUACCACUUAGUCCCAAAGAAUUCAUCGUCGUGGCGCUAGUAGGAUUUUUGUGGGGUUGGGGGGAGGCCUGUGCUGAGAUCUUUUGUUAUUCUUAUCAACUCCGCGCACACUCAGAGUGGGCGAGGACAAACACCAGGGUGAGGAACUUAGAGCAAAAAGUAGCCGCCGAUUUUCUGGAGCCGAGAAUAUCAUUGUUUUCGCGCCUUAGUUGCUUUCGUCUGAAUGAAACUUUACCUAGAAGCUUUUGGAGCUCAUACAGUGAGUCUUUGUUCUGCAAGAAACUGCUGCUGCCACUUAAAGAGAUCGCAGAUAAUGUCCCAGAUUUGAAAUCAGUACUCAAACGCACAUUAACUUUCUUGCUUUCUUCCUUUUUAAAGCUCUGCCUCUGCCUCCGACUUGCGGAGGGAUCACGCAGCCGUCGGGGGCAGAUAAAAGCCCUUUGGACGAGGGUCACCUCAGUCCUUGUUGUUCACUUGAGAGCAGUGGAGAGGAAAACGGUCCUCACCGGCGGACUUUGGCUUCUGGAGCCGCAGGGCCGGUCUGUCCCGGCCUCUCCGCGCCUCCGCCGGAUAGGGGGCGGGGAGGAGCACCAGUGGGAAGGGAGGGAAGGAGCCAGAAGAGAGGAUUUGGGGAUGGGGGCUGGAAGCGCUAACGAGACCUGCCGGGAGGAUUUGCGUCUCCUGCAGCCCGCAGGCCGCCUGCCACUUUCCGCAGCCCCUUUUCCCGACCAGCGAGAGAAACCUAGCUCCCAGAGCCGGUGCAGUCAGUCCCCUCGCCCCUCCCGCCCCUGCGCGGGACCCUUUCCAGCCGUCGCUACAUCCACCACCUCGGUUCCACUCAAUCGAUUUUUGCUGCAUGUCAACACUUAUUACCGAUGGCACUCUCCGCCUCAACCUGGACCCUAACUCUGACUUGUUUUUUGAAACGGAAGUUUUGCUGAGAGCAUUCACUGAAAUCUCUGUACUUACGGGUAUGAGAAAGUAGCAAUGGUGUGCAUGUCUGCUGAGAACUCUGCAUCGUUGCAUUACUCUUGAGGUCACAUCCUGGCUUCUUCAAAGGUCACUGCUUCUACUUCAGUGUGUUCACAGCCUGUAUAGAGAUCCUGCGAAUUUCUGGCAGGGGAUGGAGGGUGGCAGCAAACAUGGAGUAAACAAGACUUUCCAGAGUGUCAGCAGGCAUCAACAAUGUGGCAAGUGCUGUGUAUGUAUAUUAAUUGGACAUCACCAAUCAGUUCAUUCUCAAAGAAAAUGGCUUUCUGUUUAAGAUGUGGUUACAGAGUGUUCAUCACUUCAUGCAGUAUCACUGCUCUAACGUCAGUGCACACAAUGCUCUAUGUCAUUCCUAUAGAGUGAUACAGCUCAACUUUGUCAGCACCAAACUUGAUGUUAUUCCACACUCCCUCCCAAAAAAAUAGAAUUGACUCAAAUGUUCCACUAAAUUAGCUCUAGAGAGACAAUGAAUGCAUCGAGGCAAAUAAAUACAAAGAAGUAUGAAUCACACAGUCAGUUGUUUUUCAGUGACUUACCGAAAUGUAAGUGGGGAAAGGGUAUUUACUUUCAAGGGUCUGAGUAGUUGGGGAAAAGAGUAUUCUAAAGGAUAUUGCAGUGUUCACUCAAACCCUCUUCUCCCCCACCAAAUUACCAUGUUAUCUGACACCCUCGAUCUAUUUGUGUCCUGGGAAACAGACAGUUUGACCAAGAGGUCACAGACUAGAGGGCUUGGGUGACUGGAAACAAGUUUGACAAGAAAGGAAUCUGGGUGGGGUGCCACCAUGGAGGUGGAGAGAGGAUAAGGCCACCAUGGCUGGAGCAGCCUGGCAACCCAAAAUCUGCUGGACUCUGCAUUUACAUAAAAUGCCUUGUCAGGGAAUGGGGGAUUACGAAUAGCUAUUAACAUAACUUCAUGGACAAGAGAAAUCUAAGUUUCUCUCUCCAUUCCUUUUCUUUACCUUCCCUUUAUUUUCUACCUUCUUCUUGCCCUUCUUCUGCAUCAGGUGACUCUCCCCAGAACUUUGGCUGCUCCUGAAUUAAGCCCUGCUUAUCCUCCCUCUCUUUUGAAUUAAGGCUUCAGAUUGUUUGUAGCAUUCACUUUUCCAGAUAUGAUACAUGUUUUAUUCAGUCAAGAGUCUACCUGUAAACCAUGUGUACUUAUGAAUACGGAGUGCUUCUAUGAACAAUAAAAGUUUCAGGUCGAAUAAGUAAAGCAUGCAAUAUUGCAUACCUUAGCAUUUCAGAGUGCAAGAAGGACUGUGCACACUCUUUAAUAAAGCCUCACUGCAUGCCAGAGACAUUGGGAGAGUGAGUGAGCAGAAUUAUUUCACCCAGGCAAUAUGCCGCUUGGCAUUAUGGCCACCAAAGUGGGAAAUCUCCAUUUAGUUUGCCAUUCUCACUUUGAAAGCUCCUCCUCCCCUAAAACUACCAUCUGUGAACUUGUCUACAUUGUCAAAUUUAUGUGUUCCAAGAAAACACUGAAACAGUCCUUUGAAAAGUUUAUGUGCUAAACUUUCAUGAAAACGCAUUUGUUUUUCUUCUGCUAAAUCCUCUUUUUAUUGGCUCAGCAGAAUUUUAUUGUGAUUUCUCUCCUUGUACAAUUGAGAAACACCUUCAUUAUCAUCCUGCAACUCAUUAGAUUAGAACUUGGUUGAAACAUAUCUUUUACUCCACAGAAGAGCUGCCCUGUUUCACCCUCCUUUGGCUCCUUCUUUUCCUUUCUAACUUCUUCCAAAAUCUCUAGAGGUAAUUCUAAUCUCAUGACUCUCUCCCUUUUUACUUUUUCAUUUUAUUUCUGGUCACUUAUUGUUCCCAUACUUCCAAACUAACUUUCAUCCAUAUUACUCCUUUGGCAAUUACUAUAUGGGGUGUUUUAUUAUAAGUUAAGAUUUUGUGGGUCAUUUUUUUUAGCUUCUUGUGGUGGCUUGGCACAAUACCUUGUAAUUGAGUAGAUGUUCAAUAAAUGCCUAUUGACCAAAUGUUACAAUUAAAAUCUUUGUUCACAAAAAUAAAAGUUCAAAGACAUUAAAAUCUA
This is a messenger RNA of Callithrix jacchus (white-tufted-ear marmoset), 3154 nucleotides long. The record is from RefSeq and is a predicted model, not a curated record. Lineage: Eukaryota; Metazoa; Chordata; Mammalia; Primates; Cebidae.